Sinocyclocheilus grahami is the source of this 1507-nucleotide messenger RNA. It is a transcript of the gene commd2, whose product is annotated as COMM domain containing 2. The transcript is spliced from 6 exons. The record is from RefSeq and is a predicted model, not a curated record. Lineage: Eukaryota; Metazoa; Chordata; Actinopteri; Cypriniformes; Cyprinidae. The coding region runs from base 135 to 734 and encodes 199 amino acids.
GCCGCUUGUUUCACUCGGACUGUAUUGCGCUGCGCACACAGCUGAUCAUGUGACUGCUUCAGCAAACACCAUUCAGUGUACAAACAUAACCUGCUGAUUCAAUCUGGGGGAUGAGAUAUUAAAAGCGUCAGAAAAUGCUGCUAGUUUUAUCUGAGGAGCACAAGGAGCAUUUAGGAUUCUUGUCAGAAGUGGAUUCCGCGGUUGUUGGUGAAUUCGGCAGAAUCGCUGUGGAGUUUCUGAAAAAAGGCUCGAAUCCUAAAAUAUAUGAGGGAGCUGCACGGAAGCUGGAUGUGUCGUCAGAGAGAGUGCAGCACGGCGUGGAGGGCCUGAUGUAUCUCCUCACCGAGAGCUCCAAGCUAACGAUCUCGGAGGUGGAUUUCCAGGACUCUGUGCUGGUGCUGGGAUUCUCAGAGGAGCUCAAUGCACUUCUGCUCCAGCUGUAUUUGGAGAACAGGAAGGAGGUCCGACAGAUCCUCAGCAUACUGGCCCCCAGCCUCCCGCAUUACCACAACCUGGAGUGGAGGCUCGAUGUGCAGUUGGCGAGCCGGGCGCUCCGGCACCAGGUGAAGCCCACCGUGACGUUGAAGCUCCACCUGGAGGAUGGUGCGAAGCGCAGCGCCCGCGUCCUGCAGACGGAUCCCGCCACGCUGCAGCAUCUCAUUGACGAGCUGGAGCGAGCGCUCGCCGAGCUCAAGAGCAGCCACUGCCGCCGCAUCCUCCGCAACAUCAAAUAGAGCCGCAGCACUGAUCAACGGCUCGCUUGAUCGACUGUAAACCACUGAUGUUCCUCAGAGACCAGUCAAUGCAGAUUUCAUCUUUCAUUUGUGCCAUAAGUAUUAACUGGUGCCUUUUGUAUUAAACACACAGUUCACCCUAAAAUGAAAAUGAUGCCGUCGUUUACUCACCUUCAUGUCGUUCCAAACCUGUAUGAGUUUAGAUAUUUUGAAGAAUGUUGGAAACCAAAUAGUUUUGGGUCCCUUUGACUUCGAUAGCCAUACAAUGGAAGUCAGUGAGACACAAAACGGUUUGGUUCUUCAGGGUAUCUUGAUAAUAUAAGAUGUUCAAUGUAAGAUAUUUUGAUGAAUGUUGGUAACCAAACAGUUUCAGGUUCUAUUGACUUCCGUGAUAUUUUUUGGUCAUAUUAUGGACGCGUAUGGGACCUGAAACUGUUCAACCCGAUCUCAUGGCAAUUCGCACAUGUUUUAUGAGGUGACUAAUUCGUACAAAUUUGUAAGACUUCACUUGUGCGAAUUCAUACAGUUUUUUUUUUUGCUAAAUCCUAUGUAUUUUACGAGUUCCCCAAUUUGUACUAAUUCGUACAACCUCACUCAUUUGAAUUUGUGCGAAAUUUUUAUUUUUUUGCUAAAUCUCAUGUAUUUUACAAUUUCCCCAAUUUGAAUGAAUUCAUAUGAAUUCGUACAACCUCACUCAUUUGAAUUUGUGCGAUUUUUGCUAAAUUGUACGUAUUUGACAAGUUCCCCAAUUCAUACGAAUUCGUACAACCUCA